AUGACAACAGUUGAACCAACUACAACCACCUCUACAACUAGUACUUCAUCGACAUCACCAGUUGCCGUCGCUGCGGCACCAGUAGUCAACAUCAAAGAUAAGAAUAUAUUUGGUACUUUAGAGGUCAAGAUCAAGGAAGUAAAGGGAUGUCAAACCCACUUCCUCCUUGCCAAAUGCGAACUUGCUCAAAAAAAGAGUGAAGUAAAGACUAAAUCUCUUUCAAAUCAUACUUUUGUUGAUGUUUUUGAAUUCCGAGUAUCAUCACCAAAUAGUGAAAUUGAAAUUGAAGCAUGGAAAAAGAAUUUAUUCUUUAAAGACAAGAUUACUGGUAAAUUGACACUUUCCAUCAAUGAUUUGUUGACUGCCAAUGGUGAACCAAAGUGGAUGCCAUUGGCAUCAAACAAAAAGGCCAGACGUCCACGUACAGGUGCUGCUGCCGGUGGUAAUCCAUCGUCGCCAUCAUCACCAGACUCUGAUUCAUCCGCGUCCAAGCCAGCCGACGAGAAUGCCAAGGAGAAUGAUGUUGCCCGUGGUGACACCAACUCUGAGGGUGAAAAGGACACUGAGGAAGAGUCACCAAAGUCACGUGCUCGUUCAGUCAGCCUCUCGGCCAAGAAGCCAAAGGACCCACCCGAGAUCCUUUUAGAGAUCAAGUUUACCAAGAAUGAACCACCCAAAGAGGUGCUCAAGGGUAUCAUCUUGGACGGCGUAUGGACCGCCGACAAUAGUGUUGGCACGCUGACCAACAACCCACACUGGAUCAAGUGCGCUCAGUACUUGCUCACCAUCAAGAAUGAGACGUCGCCCAUCACCAUCAAGCUCCGUCAACCAGAGGGUGUCGACCAACCGUCAACGACGUCAAAAAGGUGGACGACUUUUUCUGCCCCAUUGCCGCCACCUCGAUCGACUGUCCCAUCAAGAUGGAGGUCGGCCAGUUCCUCAUCAUCCCCUACGCCGAGACCUUUGGCUACCAAGGCACCUACAAGCUCAACGUCGACUCGGCCUCGGCCCUCGACAACGUCGAGCUCUACGCGCUCCCCAAGGCCGGCGAAGACAAGCAAUGGCACGAGAUCAAGGUCGAGGGUCUCUGGACCAGCGCCACCAACGGCGGUGGCGACAUCAACACGUUGCACUGGACCAAAAACCCACAAUACUUGUUCACCUUGA
Cavenderia fasciculata is the source of this 1167-nucleotide messenger RNA. It is a transcript of the gene cplA, whose product is annotated as calpain-like cysteine protease. The transcript has 3 exons. The record is from RefSeq and is a predicted model, not a curated record. NCBI's taxonomy places the organism in Eukaryota, Evosea, Eumycetozoa, Acytosteliales, Cavenderiaceae. Bases 1 to 1167 code for a protein of 388 amino acids.